AUGAUCUUCCGGUUAUUCCUAUAUCUCUCAUCAAUAACAACAAUAAUUUCGGCUUUUGGUUGCCAUAAAGCAAGCGGAAUCGUCGGGAAACGACAGUUAAGAGUCCUCUCAAAAACCCCGUCGAUUGCCUGGCGGAAUCCUGUCGCUCGCGGAGUCCCACUGCACAAAUUUCAGAAACCAAAGGCCCAAGCGGCGAACACUUUUUGGGGAAACGAAAUCGAUGCGCCCGAUUCGAAUCAAGUGAUACGAAGAGCUCAUCAAGAUGUCUACUUUUGGCCGUCACUCACCGCAUAUGAGCGCGAGUUGUUGAGAGACGCUUUUUUUCAGCUACAAAGAAGAACUUGUUUGAAAUUCGAUCAAUUGGACUACAAACCGUGGUACCAUGCCGAUCGUUGGGACUCUGAGAAACCGUACAUUUUAGUGAGAAAAAGUCAAAAAUAUGCAGCCUAUUCGGAUAACACGGUAGAGGGAACGGUUGGCCGAACGCUUUUGUACAUAUCAGAGAGCGCCUUUCUGAUGCCAUCCUACAAUCAUUCGAGGGGUGCUAUCAUGGAUCAACUUGUGCGUUUCAUGGGGCUGAAACGGGAGAUCUACCGACCUGACGCUCCUUCGUAUAUCCAACCAAUUGAAGACAUCCAGCUAACCCAUCAACCACAAUUUCAUCCCGUUCAACUCGAGUGGCCUUUCGAUCCCGAAUCGAUUACCGUCCCAUUAUGGGCUCGCGAGAAAUUUCAACUCACCGAGUACUGUCCGGCUAGAAAUAACGGAGAUAUCGGCGCCGGGCAAAGGGUCGGCCUUUUGACCAGAUGGGACACAAUCAAGCUCAACUCGAUGUACUGUUCGGCACGGGUUGUUGAGGACGCCGAUCCACAUCGAGGUCCUUGUGUGAUCCCACGACGAAAAGAUUUAGAUGAAUUCCGGCGACGAGCCUGGCUCUACAAGAGAAUGCACAAUCGACGGAGACGGCAAUUU
Messenger RNA from Mesorhabditis belari, 972 nucleotides. The record is from the annotation of a GenBank genome assembly. NCBI's taxonomy places the organism in Eukaryota, Metazoa, Nematoda, Chromadorea, Rhabditida, Rhabditidae.